Molecule: messenger RNA, 1517 nt
Organism: Phaeodactylum tricornutum CCAP 1055/1
Lineage: Eukaryota; Bacillariophyta; Bacillariophyceae; Surirellales; Neidiaceae
Exons: 2
Coding region: 125-1369 (414 amino acids)
Molecular function (GO): ubiquitin conjugating enzyme activity
Source: RefSeq, a predicted model, not a curated record
CGACUUCCUUUCGGAAAGGCAGGAAGAGGAGUUGUCGAGAAAGCCUGUGUGAGAGAAAUAUGAGUCACUGAUACCGUCACAUCCAUACCGAUGAUUGUGUCUCCCAAGGCCUGACGUUUCAAGUAUGGCAUCGUCGAACAAAAAUACGGCAGACAACGGAGGAUGCACGUAUCCAGCCGUAGUAAUCUGUAUAGACAUUGACCGCAGUGACGACGACGCGAAACCUGCCGCCUCGGAAAUUGAUCCACUCGCCGUCACAACCGUCGCCAACAGUAGAGCUGGUCUGAGGAAUCGUUCCGGCCUCAACUUUGCAACACAAGCGAACACCGCAGUAAUUAAUCUUUGUAAUGAUUUCCUUCUUGAUGCGAUGGAGGUGAAUGCGACCCCUCAAGUUCACCAGAGACACCGUAAACGCGCGGGAGACUCAACGGAGCUAGCGUCCAAAAAGGUGUGUCCAGAUGCCUAUGUCAUUGACGGAAUCGACACCAAUACCAGCAGCUUGCCGAAUACUGGUAGUGAGGAGGACCCUUCCACGCGAUAUCGACAAGUAUUGGGCCCGCUACGGAUGAAAUUUGUUGAGUCGUUUAGUUCGAUGCGGCACGUGAACGAAUCAGGCGUACCGAUAGGGAAACUCGAUGUAAAUGCGCUUUAUAAAGAAUUACUCGAGUUUCAGAUCAAUCUUCCCGUUGAAUUUUCGAGUGCCAUAUUCGUGCGAUCCGUGGAAUCGAGAUUGGAUUUGGUGCGAGCCAUGAUUACUGGGCCGGAGGGUACACCAUACGAGAACGGAUGUUUCUUUUUCGACAUUUGGAUGAACGACUAUCCCCAGUCCCCUCCCAAAGUCAAGUUCUUGACCACUGGAGGUGGUACUCUGCGUUUCAAUCCCAACUUGUACAGUUGUGGCAAGGUUUGUCUCAGUUUGCUCGGAACGUGGAGCGGGCCUGGCUGGAUCCCCAUGAAAUCCACUCUGCUACAGGUAUUGGUUAGUAUACAAGGUUUGAUCUUUGUACCGGAUCCGUACUUCAACGAACCGGGGUAUCAUGAUGAAGCUGGCAAUAAAUACCACAUCGCCGCAUCAAAAGACUACUCCAAUAAAGUUCGAACGGAUACGUUGGAGCAUGCCAUGCUGCCGCAUUUGCAACAGCUUCAUUCCAACACCCUGGACUUUCCAGAAUUCGAAUUGGCCCUCACAAAUCAUUUUUUACUUCGCGCUGACGCCAUACGUGUUCAGCUUGCGAAGUUGGCCGACGCAAUUUCAGCCUUGGAACCGAUGGUGAGGAAGAUGGAGACAGCUUUAGAGAUUGUUGGAGCUAAGAACAGGCCAAGGGCACACCCGACUGCGGGUCCACACGAAGUUGUUACUGUAGACUAAGUUCAAAAUGUGGACUUUUUUUGUAGUGGGGGUUAUGUUAGCCUUACGGGGUCCAGAGGAAACAAAUUGACAGUGGAAAACUCUCUCUCUCGAUUGGUCCGACUACCUAAAUCUGACACUUAAGUUGUACGUAUUUGUUUUGCUCUUU